UAGCUGAAUACGAAUAGGAUUGGUGCGAUCAAGUUUAAAGGGUAAUAAUACUCCAGUGAUGUCCACUGCAUCGAGUAGCUCAUUCAUCACCUGCAUGUUUACUCUGGUAAAUGAGUCAGGCGUUGCGCUGGGACACCUAAAGCUCAAGCAGCGCUGUUGAUGUCUUCCGCAUUGGCAUGUUACAGGUGCUGUCUGUGUUUGUGUGUUUCUCCACGUCAGUCACAGUAAUAAUCAUCACAGUCAUCAUCUUCAGCUCACCGCACAGCUAUGUCAUUACAGGAGUCUGAUGACAGCUACGAUUUUGUUUUCAAGAUAGUUCUGGUUGGAGAUGUCGGUGUCGGAAAAACUUGCGUGGUUCAGCGAUUUAAGACCGGUAUUUUCAUGGAGAAACAGGGCAGCACAAUUGGAGUGGAUUUUACUAUGAAGACGCUGGAAAUACAGGGGAAAAGGGUGAAGGUUAGUGCUUUACAGAUAUGGGAUACAGCUGGACAGGAGCGAUUUCGCACCAUCACACAGAGUUACUACCGCAGUGCCAAUGGUGCCAUCAUCACUUACGAUAUCACAAAGCGAUCCUCUUUUAUGUCUGUGCCCAAGUGGAUGGAGGAUGUGAAGAAAUAUGGUGGUUCCAACAUAGUUCCUCUUUUAAUUGGUAAUAAAUCGGAUUUGACUGACUUGCGUGAAGUGCCCUCUGAAGAUGCACAGACCAUGGCUCAUCAGCUGGAUUUUGUUACUGCCAUCGAGACGUCAGCCAAGGACUCUAGUAAUGUGGAAGAGGCAUUUAACAAAAUGGCCACUGAGCUCAUCCUCCGACAUGGCGGGCCCAUGUUCAAUGAAAACGUAACAGAUAGCUUCAAACUGAACAGUAAGGAUGUGACCAGUGAGGGAUGGGGAUGUGGCUGUUGAUUAGUUCAUUCUCAUGAAGCAAUAAAAGCUUUGGUCAUGUAAAUCAGGUACUAUCAGUUAGAGCUUGUUUAAGUGCAUCUCUAAAAGAAGAAUAUACAAAAAUGCUUCAGAAUGUUUGUACCAUUGGCACAAUUAUAUUUUGCAAGUCCUCAAUCAGCUGACAUGUAAUGCACAUCACACUAACGUUGAUGAUGUUAGGGACAACUGAUUUUUAUUAAAUAGGUGGACAUGUGGAUAACUUUAUAGUGCUCUUUUAAGGGGGACAUAUAGGGUGUUUUCACAUAUAGUUCAUUUUAAAAGAACCAAACCCAGUUCACUUAAAGUGAACCAGGAAAGGAACUAGCUGAAUGUGUCCUCAGUCCUUUUGGUGUUCACAAUAUAGUGGACUCAAAAGAGGACCCAGUUCUCUUUUUGGUCCUCUUCAGAACUAAAGUGAUCUCAGACCUUUUCUUGUUCACAUCACAACUUCAAAAGAACUCAGAUCCCAGCUUUCUGUGCAGCAGUUUAUUUUGAUACAAUGUCCAAACAACAUGCAAAGCGGACCGGGACCUCAUUGAUUUCACAUAUCAAAAAGAAAUCGAACCACAAAAGAACCCAAAAGCGAACCGUACUCAGACCACCUCCUGACGUGGUCUGAGUUCGGUUCACUUCUGGGUCCUUUUAAGGGGGUCUGAGAUCACUUGGUUUGUUCACAUAUACACCCUGAACUGAUCUGAGAGCGUUUGGAGGGCUCAAACGAACUAGGUGUGAAAACACCCAUAAUGACUCGAUGUUUAAGUGCUAUAAUAGGCUCCCCGGUGCUUCUAUCAACCUAGAAAAUGUGAAGAAACGACCCAGUAACUUAGUUUUGGUAAACCAUUCUCUGCAAGCAUGUGAAAAAAUAGAUCAUUGAAAUUUGGCUCCCCUUGUGAUAUCAGAAGGGGAUAAUACUGCCCCUUAAUCUGCACUAUCCAUAUCCAACCACUGCACUGCCAUUUAGUGCAGAGAUCAACUCAUUUGCAUUUAAAAUGACACACCCAAAAAGCUGCACGUUUUUGCUCACACAUACAAAGUGGCAAUUUUAACAUGCUGUAAUAAAUUAUUUAUAUGGUAUUUUGAGCUAGAACUUCACACAUGUACUCUAGGGACACCAAAGAUUUAUUUGACAUCUUAAAAACAUCUUGUGAAAUGUCCCCUUUAACAGCUGCCAUGAACCAACUUAUGGGAUUCGAAGUUUUAUACUUUUUUACUUAUCUAUGUGUCUUUUCUAAUCUACUGUCAACAAACGGACUGUUUAUGCAACUCCUUAAACUGAAACUUUAUAUUAGAUGCCAUUAGAUGGAUAUUUUAUAUAUUUCAGUUCAUUUAAACGCCACAACGCUUUAGUUUCAUAAACAUGCUUUUUAAACUAUGAACAAUGUUCUGAUAAUAUUGGUUCAUGCUCAAUUUUUAACGGUAUUCCACUGAAGAAUUAAGAAGUAGCCUAAUUUGCUAUUUUGUUUUAAGUGGGCAUUGUAACCAGAGCCAUUUUAUGUGCAAUAUUUUAUGUGUAAGAUCUCAGUUUGGUAAUUUAUAUAUCAUUGACUUAUGUAUAGGUGUUUUACAAGAAAUCAACACAUAUAUUUAGGACAUGAUGGUGGUGAUCUUUAAGAAUGUCUUCAUUUUUCUGUAGUUUUGAAAGACAAAUUUGCUUUUAUUAUUCUAAACAAUAUUAUUCUAAAGAGGAAGGCAAUAUUUUAGUGCAAAUGUGUAUAUCAUUUUAUGAAUAAUUACUGUGCCUUUCCAACUGUUUCAGUAUUUUUAGCACUAUGACAUUGUAGUUUGUUAUUAAUCAACUCAUAUUACUGUGCAUUUAAUAAUGUCAAAUUGUCUGUCAGUGUAAUAUUUUUUUUGAAAGAUGAGAUAAAGUUACUGCGGUUACGCUCACUGAGUGGCAAAAAGUCUGAGGGACAGCAUUAGCAUGGCGUGAAAAUGCGUCUAAAAGGGGAAAACUAGUUGUGUGAUGGACUGUGUAAACAGAUUCAACAAAAAUUGGAGCGGUGUGUUUUAAAGCCUGCAAAAAAUACUCAAAGGAGAAGUAAAUCAGUAGCAGUAGCCAUAUGCCAGGUAUGUAAAAUUUUGGGACAAAAAAAUCCUAUAAAAACACACCAAUGAAUACUCUUAUGCGGCAUUCCCAUAGGAGGCGGUGCGCGCUGCGCUAUGAAACCCAUUCAUUUCAAUGGCUUGCGCUGCGCAAGGGCGGUUUGUUGUUGCGUCGAGCAAAGCGCGGGCGCAGCUUGCGCUCACGCCGCGGUCAAAGUUCAAAAUAGUUAAACUUUUGCGCUGCGCUCUGUGACGAUUACCCGUGCGGCCAAUAGAAACGGGGCAUCCAAACAAAAUGGACGAAGAGCUUAUGCUGGGGUCUGGCCAGCAGAGCACAAGCGGCGAGCGCAGCGCACACCGCUUCCUAUGUGAAAGCCGCAUUAUUCUCUGUAAUUGCAAAGUUUUGUUAGGAAGCCUUCAUUAAGCAAGGGAAGUUUAUUUGUAUUGCACAUUUCAUACACAAAGAUCAUUCAAAGUGCUUUACAUAGAAAUGAGAAAACAAUAUAUAAGAGAAAAAAGUAUGUAGAAAUAUAAGACAUAAAAGAAAUUAUAGAUAUAUGAAAAUUUAAAAUAUCAAUUAAUAGAAGAUAAAUGUGAUUUUUAAAUGUGUGAAAAAUAAUAAAACAGGAAUAAAAGUCACAAUAUAUAAGAUCCCACAGGAGUGGUGCAAGAAUUGAGCCUUGCAGGACUCCGCAUGUCAUGGAUCUCCAAUCAGGUUUAUGGCCACCUAUACUCACAUAAUAACCUCUCCCUUCUAAGUAUGACCUGAACCAUUUCAAGGACCAACCCAGAAAGCCCGACCCAGCUUUCCAGCCUGUGAAGAAGUACAGUGGCAAGAAAAAGUAUGUGAACCCCUAGGAAUGAACUGGUUUUCUACAGUGAUUUGCCAUAAAAUUUUAUCUGAUCCUCAUCUAGGUCACAACAAUAAACAUGAUGUGCAUAAGCUCACAAGACAUAAAUAAUUCCAGUUUCUUGUGUCUUUUUUGGAAACACCGAUUAAACAUUCACAGUGCUGGAGGAAAAUGUAAGUGAGCCCAUGGACUAAUUACUUUAUUGAAAGCUUUUUUUGUCAGAAGCUGGCAAACUGGAGUCCAAUUAAUAAAAUGAGUUUAAAUGUGUGGUUUAGUGCAACUUUGAUUGAUAUUAAUACACUCACACAUUUUAAGAUUGCUGUCCUUAAGAAGCAUCAGCUCUUCUGAACCAUGCUCUUAUAAAGAUAUCUGAUCAAGAGUUGUUGCACUCCAUAAGGCUGAAAAGGGAUACAAAACAAUCUCAAAAUGUUUAGACCUCCAUCAGUCUACAAUUAGAGAAAUUGUUUAUACAUGGAGACAGUUAAAUACUGUAGCUACCCUUCCUAGAAGUGGGCGCACAGUCAAGAUGACUCCUAAGACACCAUGCAGAAUACUCAAUAAAGUAAAGAAGAACCCACGAGUAACAGCUAAAGGCUUGAAGACAUCAUUGGAACGAGCACACAGCUCUUUUCCUGAGUCUACCAUACGCAAGUCUUUGGACAGGCACGGUGUCUAUGACAAUACACCACGGAGGAAGCCGCUGCUCUCCCGAAAAACAUUGCUGUGAGCCUGAAGUUUGCAAAAGAGCACCUUGGCAAACCCCAGUGCUACUGGGAAAAUAUUUUAUGAAUUGAUGAAACAAAAGUUGAUUUUUUGGGGAAAAAUUUUAUGACGCAAAAUGGGCACAGCUUACCAACAUCAAAACAUCAUCCCAACAGUGAAGUAUGGUGGAGGGAACAUGAUUUGGGCUUGCUUUGCUGCCUCAUGGUCUGGACCACUUGCCAUCAUCGAGGGUAAAAUGAAUUAUUACGUUUAAAAAAAUCCUACAGGAUAAUGUCAGGGUGGCUGUCCACCAGUUGAAGCUCAGUAGAAGUUAGUUGAUGCAACAGGACAAUGACCUUAAGCAUUGUAGUAAAUCCACUACAGACUGGCUUAAGAAAAACAAAAAGUCAAAGCCCAGACCUUAACCUGUGGAAUGACCUCUAAAGAGCGGUUUACACCAGACAUCCUACAAAUGUGUCUGAGUUAAAGCGGUUUUCUUACUUCUGAACGAUGCGCAGAUCUGAUUCAGAACUACUGAAAGCGCUUGCUUGAAGUAUUUGGUGCCAAAUGAGGCUCAACAAGCUGUUAAAUCCAAAGGUUCACUUAUAUUUUCCUCCAGCACUAUGAAUGUUUAAUGGGGGUUCUCAAAAAAGACACAAGAAACUAGAAUUAUUUGUGUGUUGUGCGCAUUGUGUUUGUCUAUUGUUGUGACCUAGAUGAGGAUCAGAUCACAUUUUAUGGCAAAUCACAGUAGAAAACCAGUUUAUUCCUAGGGGUUCACAUACUUUUUUUGCCACUGUAUGUUGUGAUUGACAGUGUCAAAAGCAGCACUGAGGUUGAGUAGCACCAUGCAGCACUGGUACUGACUUGCCUGUGUCUGUAUUGAGGCGAAUAUAAUUUAUUAUCUUUAUGAGCACUGUCUCUGUACUGUGGCGUAGCCAGUAAUGGGCCAGGGCGGCACUAACUCCCUGGCCCGCCCAGGGAAGUUUAAUCAAAAUAAUUUUUUUGUUUAUUUUUAUUAUUCAAAUGUUUUUUAAGAAAAUAUAUUAAUAUAAUCCUGAUUUAUUGUUGACCGGUGUGCGUAUAAUUUGCUUUCUAAAUAAAAUGGAGUUGUUAAAGCAAGUUGUAGGAAGCCUCCGGAACGUAAUUGGUUGCUAGGGGUUCUGACAGGUAGACUCUGUGGGGAGCGACGGGCUCUGGCAGCCAGCCAGCUAACUUUGCUAACUGCUUUUUUAGCUAAUAUUAAAAUUGCCACAAUAAUGGCUAAAGUUUCUUUAAUGUGUUAUUUAAAAAAGCAAGAGUUGAGGAAGACGAUACGCCACUGCCUCCAUCUGCCGAGUCCUACCAGCCCAGUUCUUCAGACUCAUCAACCCACAAGGCGGCUAGUCAGACGCGCUGGUGGCGCCGGUUGCCGCUUGCUCCCUGGCGGCAGUUCCAGUGAGCUCUCCGGUCAGACUGACACAGGUUGACCCGCCGAUCUAACGGCAAUUGAUGAACCACGUACAACCCAAUUUGAAUCCACGAGUACUACUCGCCUCAAAAACCUGUGCCUUUUGUUUUUUGAAAAAUAACUCUGUGACUCUUUGGACUAUAAUGAGAUCAUUUCUGUUUUCAACAUUAACCCAGGCGUUAGCGUCUUGUUUUGUAGAAUGAAAACAACAAAGGUAAGCCUGUUGUUUAACUCAUUUCCUUAAUUUUUGCUUCGCGAAGUGAUUUAACUAAGUGGUGUGUUGUGUAUAGAUGUAUGCCUUAUAGGUUAAGUUAAAUUGUUUAAUUUAAACGAGUUGCUAUUUUUUGGCACAAAAGCUUAAUUUCCACCAGGCUGAUUGCACUGUAUAUGGUUGAUUUAAUAUAAAUUAGGCAGUGUGUUGUUAUUUAUUUCAAACCGUGCUCUGCUGAGAGUUUUCAUUAUUUCAAUUUCUUGUUACUUUUAGCCUACUUUAUUUCAGGUGAACUGUUUUUGCAAUACUGACUAGCCUAAAUAAGACUGCCUGGCCUGGUUUGUCCAGCCUUUAUUGAGCUAUGUGUUGGUUGAACAUGUUUAGACAGUGUUUUAUUAUUGCCUUCUCCGAAAAUUGCAAAGGAAAGAUGUCACUGUUUUUGCAGAUUGUCUAUUCUUUUUUCUACUCUAAGGUUUAAUUAUUAUUUAAGUCAUUUUAUUCUAGGAUAAACUAUUGGCGCACUCACUUUUGCCCCAGCCCGCCCAAAAUACAAUUUCUGCCUACGCCCCUGUCAAGAACACAUCCGGGUAAUAAUUUUCAUGCGUCCUCUGUACUUGUGUUCUUGAGAAUUGGAAUUGAACUUCGACAGUUAAUGAUGAUGUAGAGCGAGAACACAAGGACGCAAGAUCACUGAAGAACGCAUAUUGAGAAAAAUAAAAAAAUAAUGAAUGAAAUGCGUCAUAUAGGAACACCGGUGUUGUGCCAAGGUACUUACCCCUGAAAGGAAAUGUAUUCCCGGUUGCGGGAGCGCGCACGCAUUUUAACAGUAAAGGCGGGCCAUUGGUUUGACCAAAGUAAAUGAAACUAUAACACGUGAAUUGUCUAAGCUAUUGUUUUACUAAUGUUGUUUUAUCAACGAUGUUUACCAAAGACAGCUAUCACGUGGCACAUCUAUCAAAAUAAAUACUUUUAUUUUUCUGUAGGCUAGCGAUCGAACUUCAUUGCAGUGAAUUAAGAAUAUAAGUUACUGAAAAAAAUACGAUGACACCGUUUCACAGCCUUUGUAUAUUAAAUUGUACUGAAUCCCCCCUCUUCCUUCCAGAGUGAAUUAAUAUCAAAAUCAUUUAAUAAUGCAUUGCACUUAAAUAGUGGGAAAUGUCAUACCCAAAAAGCGAUUGUACAGAUGAUGGCCUAUCAUCAAGUGUUUUAUUGUGUGAAUACUGCACUGUUAACGAUUUCCCUGUAUUUUUACAGUACGGUACUGACAGUACGGUUGCCUGUAUUUUGGUUUUACAGUACUGUACUGUAAUACAGUUUUACAGUACACAAAUUUGUACUGUAUAGUAAAAAAGCAUUACUUUACUGUAUUGUUACAAUAUUUUGUUAAUACGAUAAUAUUAUAUAUUAUAGCUAGAUAUUUAGGUUUAAAUCUAUAGUUUUUAAUAUGGUAAAAAUGCUAUCGUUGACAUGACAUUAUGAAUUAAAAGGCAAUCCAAGCAAUGUUUGUAUCAAAAAUUUUAUUAAAAAAAAAGAAUUGAAACGUAUUUAAAACAAGAUUUUAAACAAUAAUAAACAUAUAAACAAGUUAAAUAAAAUAAAAUCAAGUAUAAACAAGUUUGGAGACCCCUGCUGUAACACAUUUAACUCUGGCAAAUAGAACACUGGUUCAUAGUUUGAAGUUUUCAGUUUAAAGUCCAUCAUCGACUAAAAGGUAACAUUUCACUCUGGUAAAAAAAACACUGGCCCAUAGUUUUAAAUAUUCUAUUUGAAUUUCAUUGAACACAAAAAAAGAAAUGCAUUAAACUGUGGCAGAUAGACAACUGGCCUUUAGUUUGAAGUUGUCCAUUCAAACUCCAUCAGGGACUGCAUGAAGCUGUUCACAUGGGGGUUAAAGGUCACAGCUUUUCUCUGCACCAAGUUCCUUGUCUUUUUGCCUCCUCCUUGUCUGGAUGUGCACUUUUUCCUAUCUUUGGGAUUAAUUCUGUCCAGAAACCUGUUAGAAAUAUUAUAAACAUUAAGUCAACAAAUAUAAGAUUCUUAAAAAACUAAACUCAGCCCUGAAUUCACUCCUAUUCUGAAACAUUUUGCUCUUAUUCUACAGAAGAUUCACUUACCUCUGAACAAACUCUUUCCUCAAUGGACAGCAUCCACCUGGAUCCUGUCAUGAUUAAAUGUCCUGAACAGAAAGUACAAUUGUUACUGAUUUGGAUACAAACUUUUAUUUUGUGCGGUCGUGUAAAUGGUAAAUGGACUGCAUUUAUAUAGCGCUUUUAACAGACCUAUGGCCAUCCAAAGCGCUUUACAAUUAGCCUCACAUUCACCCAUUCACACACUCAUUCAUACACCGAUGGCGGUGUCAGCCAUGCAAGGCGCCAGCCAGCUCAUCAGGAGCAGCUGGGGUUAGGUGUCUUGCUCAAGGACACCUCGACACUUGGUCCGGUGGAGCCGGGGAUCGAACCACCAACCUUCCGGUUAGUAGACAACCUACAUGAACCACUGAGCCACUGCCGUCCACAGUGUAUACUGUGACAGUGUAUACAUGGGUGUUUAAAGAAACUGUAGUGGUACCGAACAUAAUGCGUUUUGUGUGUGUCUGGUAUCACCCGUUGUGCCUCCACAUCUGCCCUUACUCCUGAAAAGUGCAAGGACACUCAGGUAAACUACAAAUAAAAAGUGAUUAGCCACAUUCCUGUGUACUUUUACAUGUGACAUGAAAGCAUUUAAUAUUGCAGUCGAAAAAAUACAUGACUUGUAAUUGUACAGAUGAUACAUCUUACCCAAUCCAGCUUACAAGCCAUGGUAAGACUGUAAAAAAGACAAAUGUAAAAAAAUCUGUUAGCCAUAGAAAUAAGUAGACAUUGUGAAGGAAAUGGUGAAAGAAAAUUUAGUAACAGGUUUAUUCCUAACAGUGAACAAUAUAUUUUACAACAUUAAUAAUAUUUGAUAAUGUUCAUUGUGCAUUAACUAAUGUGAACAGAGACAAAUUGAUUGAUUUAAAAAUGUAUUAAGCGUAUAAAUUUUAUAUAAUAUAUCGUUUAGUGCAGAAAAUGUGUCAUACACGAUGGUAUAAUGGACUAUUUUACAUCCAGAGAUGAAGGAUCAGAUGACAGAGACGAGAAGACAAAGGUACCUAUUCACCUUAGUUUUCACGGCAACAAGGGCGGCGCCAUUGCGCUCAUUUUGUCAACGUACUUCCGGCCGCAUAGAUGAUGAGCAGCUGGGGCAGUGGCUGAAGGCGAUGCGUUAAAAAGCUCACUCAAGCGCCUUUAUGUUUGUUUCUUACCAAUUUUAACGGAGGGGAAGUCGACUAAGCAACACCCUUAUCCCAAGUAAUGGUUCAACAACUUUGACUACAAUGUUCCGGUAAUUUUAAAAAACGCCAGGUGUUGAAAAGGUGGUCAGUUUCAGAUGCAUUGAUGUGUAGUGAUGCAGUGGACAACUGUGAGGAUGAUACAAUCAUGGCCGUAGCCAGGGUUUAAAAAUUACCGAGGUCCAGGGUGGGGUGUUAAGAGUUAACAAAUGCUAUCCCAGGUGUGACAUCAUGCGAUCUGUCCAGGGACAACAGAUGUAAAAUAGCCUUUUGGCUAAUUCUGGCACAUUGUACAUUACUUAAAUGUAUUAUUGAUGUGCAUUGUCCCUGUUAAAUAAACCUGAAAUGAAAUGAAAGAAAAUGAUCUGCAUAUGUAAAAAACAAACACGCGUUACAACGCCGAACUCGCCAUGCUAAGGAUCCGGCGCACACCGCUACCGGUUCGGGAGAAGUUUAUAAAGUUUCGGGCACAGAACAAAGUGUUUAAAGUGCAACAGUGCUGAGAAAUUAAAGAUGUGUGUUGAAUCAUCAUUUCAUCGUCCAUCACUCCAUGUAUUAAAGCGAUCGAGUCACGAUGGUAUCUACAGUCG
This is a messenger RNA of Misgurnus anguillicaudatus (oriental weatherfish), 10078 nucleotides long. Lineage: Eukaryota; Metazoa; Chordata; Actinopteri; Cypriniformes; Cobitidae. The record is from RefSeq and is a predicted model, not a curated record.